Messenger RNA from Bombus terrestris (buff-tailed bumblebee), 7329 nucleotides. It is a transcript of the gene mino, whose product is annotated as glycerol-3-phosphate acyltransferase 1, mitochondrial. Gene Ontology annotation, cellular component: mitochondrial membrane. NCBI's taxonomy places the organism in Eukaryota, Metazoa, Arthropoda, Insecta, Hymenoptera, Apidae. The record is from RefSeq and is a predicted model, not a curated record. The transcript is spliced from 13 exons. The coding region runs from base 4731 to 7286 and encodes 851 amino acids.
UAUCGUUAAUCUUGAAACUUUGAUUGACAUCUUUGUAGAAAUAUUUUUAGAAUUAUUUUAUCAUAGAAUGAUCAUUGAAUAAAUUGUAGAAUUCGACAUAUUAACUAUAUAAUGAAUGAAAUGAAAUGAUAAUAUAAUGAACCAUGAUGGAUGUGCAAAGUUGUUCAAAAUUUCAUUACGAAGAAAGAGUAACAAAAGUAAAUUAUCGUUACAGUAGUAUGCGUUGUAUAAUUCAAUCAGUCAUAUGCUUGUAUUUCUCAAAAAAGAUAAAACUUUAAUGUCCAUUGAAUAUCAUAAAGAGUAUUUAAGUGUUUUAUAUAUUUUUGUAUAUUACUUAUAUCCAUUUCUUCACUUUCAAAUUUUCUAUAAAUGCAUAAAAAUAUAUAAUCUAAUAACGACAUGUAAUAUAUGUAAUCUAAUUACUUAACCAAAUUUUCGCAAUCAUAUUAAAACAGUAUGGAUAAUGUAAAAGCCGUACAAUUCCGUAAUACGUAUUUUGAAGAUACUCAAGAUGUGAAGAUAUUCUGAGUUAUUUUUUAGAUUUUUAGUCUAAUUUAUCUCUCAUCUUUUUCUCCUAAUAUUUUUAAUUCAAAAGCACAGUUGCGAAAUACGUAUAUAUGCUGUUUAUUUGGAAUUUCAUUAGUAAAUUACACGAGGCAAAUCAAAAAGUACAGAAAAGAUAAAACGCAUAAUCAUUUGUGCGUAGUUUAUUAUAAUUCCGAUGAAUUAAUCAUUUAUUAAUCUGUAUGUUUCUGAAUCUUCUGUCUUAUCAUCAUGGACUUUGACAAUUAUAGUAAAAAGAAAUUAAAAUAACCUAACCGGAUUAUUAUUACUGGAUCUUCUUACAUUUACAAUAUACAUCUUCUUAUAUUUACAAUAUAAUGCGAGACUCGCUGAGCAAUAUGCGGCAUUACCUGGGAAAACUGUGGCCAAAACUGUGCCAUUGUUGAAUUACUAUUCGAUAAUAUAGUCCAUUAUCAACAUAGAAUUAAUUAUUUAUUCUGAAAACCUAUGCACUAUUCUUGUAAUAGUGCUCGUAAUAUUCAAAAUAAUAAAAUUGCUUAUAUUAAACGUGAAACAUAACGUUCAAUAUUUAUUUAUAUAACCGACAUAUGAUACGUGGCUAUAGGUGCAGUUUAGAUCAUAUGGCAAGUAUCUCUUUUCUUGAGUGGUAUAGAUUUGAUUGUUUCGUAAGCUUAUAAUAUUCAACCUUCCGGACAAUAAGUUCCGCGUUACGUUGCACGUUAUGAUUUAUUCAGUUUUGUUACUUUACAUUUGUUUUAUUCAAGACGAUUUUUAUACAGAGUGGACCAGCUAAAUGGACUUAUCCAUUGCUUCCUUAUCUAUUGCUGUAUGAAAAAUCUUCUCAGGACAAAGUUAUAUUAUCUCAGGCGAUACGUAUAAUUGUGAAAAUUGCAAUUACAGUGUAAAAAAUGUUCGUACAAUAAUUAAUUUAAACAAAAAUAUUAUAGAUCGUUUACUAACAAAAUUUAAAGAAAUAAGAAAUAUGUUCUUAUAAAUCCGCAAAAUAAUUUUCAUAAAAAAAAGAUGGAAUAUCUAUAUCCUUUGGGAAAAUAUUAACAAAUACCUAGAGGAUGCGAUGAAAUGAUGGAUAUCUAAAAAUAUAUGUGUAAUAAGUAUUCGUAUAGUCACGGUUUAAUAGGAAAAACUAAUAACACAACAAAUAUCUUGGAGAGGAAAUUGCUAGGUUUCAUUAUAUUAAUACCUAAUGGAGCUUUCUUUCGAUUUUAUUAUGGUUUGAAACUGUUAUGGAAUUAAAUUUAUCAAAUUGAUGAGUUGUCUACUUGAAAUAUUUUUUCAUUCUUUUAAAAGAGUUCCCUUUAAAUCAUUUCUUGAUGAAAUAUGAUGAUUCCGAUUCUUUUCUAUCAGGUGGUCCCAUACAUUUUCUAUAAUAUUUGUAUUUGGAGACUGUGAAACUGCUUUUAACUGUUUCCGAACAUUAUAUAAGAUCCACGAUCGCGUAUUAGUAACAUUGGAUCGUUAUCUUACAUCAUUAUGAAAUUGUUGUUCAGAGCCACUUUUUCUGCGCUUUAAUACAGAUUAUUUUUUAAAACAUCUACGAUGUAUACUUUAUCCUAUGAAGCGAAAACUGUGCGGAUACUUAUUGUGCUUACAGGGUCAGAUUGAAUAACAUGUAAAAACAAACACAACGUGAUUCCUUAUGUAAAAAUAAGAAAGAAGUAUAAAAUAAAAUUUUUUCAUUUUCAGCUUAAUUUUUGAGAAAAUUAAGUUUGAAGAUUUAUCAAGUAUUCUUGAAUAUGGCUUAUUCCGGACUGGACAGGACUAAAUAAUCGACAGCAGCUCGUUCCACGUGUGAAAAUAAGUCGAAAAUAUAGAAUAAGAUGUGUUAAUUUGCGUAUGAUAAAUUUCCAAAUCAUUUUUUCUCGGAAACAAAGCUCCUUAUGAAAGAAUUUUAUUCUACAUUUUCGACUUAUUGUCACGCUUUUAUGUGCCCGCUUUUACAUGUUAUUCGGUCGGAUUGUAUAGUUUUGCCAUUUGUUAGAUAUUUAUUCAUACUUUCAGAACAGAAACGAGUAUCGCAAUCUUUUUUCAUUUUUUGAAAAUUAUUCUAGAGACUUAGAAGAACAUGUAAGAACAUGUAUACAGGACGUUCCGUUUAAGUAAGAACAGUGGAAUAUCUCAUAAGGGGUUAGUUAUUAAAAAAAUGUUGUAACAAAAGCUGCUUGAUUCGAAAGAUGACAUCUUCUGGUUGAAAUUAUUUCUUACAGAUUAGAGUAGUGCAGGGGUUUUAAGGUCAACUUUAUUUUGUUAAAUGGAGUCAUAUAUUUUGUAAUACAUUAGCCAUACAUCUUGGAAUUCUUUAUAAAAAGGUAUUAAUCUAUUUAUGUCAAAAAACUAUUAGUCUACAGAUAUUUUAGUUUUAAUUUGUCGUAUGACGAAUGUUGUCUUUGUCUUUCAUACAUUAAAACAUAAAGAUAAGGGUAUCUCUUCGCAUCUUUCCUUGCCUUUCGUACGACAUUACAGAAAUGUUAGAAUUAAAGUAUUUGCUAGGCUAAUAAAUUAUCGAUAUAAUUAGGUUAAUAGUUUUGUAUAAGGAAUACUGAGGUGAAUGGAUGAUGUAUUAGAAAAUAUAUGAUAUACUGUAAUCUUGCUCGAAUGUUGCUAUCUAUGUAUGUAGUAUCGACAUGAUGACUAUUCAGCACAUUAUUGGAUAUGUAUAAGGACAGUGAUUAAACAGAAGAUUGUGAGACCGUUGGCUGUUUGACCUCUUUUCGUUAAAUUUUUAUCUAUGAGAUAAACUAAAAUAUACAGCGUAUCAUAACAAAUAAACAACGCCAGAGAAUAUCAAGCAGAGAAUUGUAGCUGCAUGUACAUCCAUAAAAUCGCAGGAAAUAGAAAAUUGAUUGAAGAAAAUUGAAGAAUUGAUUAAAACAAAAAACAGAUUUGGGUUAAAAUGAACCUGCAUUCGUUAGCCGAGAUUCAAAGAUUCCAACUAUGUAUUGAACCAAAGGGCCAUCAUUUUGAGCAUCUACAGCCUUAGGAAUUGUCAAUGAAUUGUAUGAGAAACGUAUCUUCUGCUAUCGUAUCUAUUUUAAAUAACAGCCAAUGCUUAUCUUCGGAUAACAAUAUGUCAAUGUUGGUGUCCGAAUACCCUGUGAAUCUUUAAUUGUUCUCAGACACAAAUAUUUCAAGAUUAAAUGAUCUGAAUAAUAUGAUUGUUAAAGUCCUUGAAUUUGUUUUUUCCACGUUCUACAAGGAUAUCGAAGACGAAUAUAAAUAAAAAUACUAAUGGCUCUGAAAUCUCGUAUAACAAAUGACCAUGAAAAAUAUUACCCUUACACAUGUGUCUUGAAAUGAAAUGAAAUUUUGUCUUGAGAAAAUUUUUCCUAUUGCAACAAAUAAGCCAAGCAUGUAGGUGAUAUAAUUUAGAUGACCUACCCUUUAUAUGUAGUUAUGAAGAGGGUCCUUGAAUUUUUUCCGAUUGAAUGUAAGUUCUUGAUGAUGAAAUGGUAAGAUUGUAAAUUAUCAUAUCAAGAGGCGAUAACCGAUGUGACAUCAGCAUUGUGAUGCUGUUCCCUUAUCUGCGUCAAAAUGUCUUAAUCCAUUAAAGACCGCUCAAUAGUUUAUCAAAAUGUUAUAAAUACUUUCGUUUCUUUAAAUUUCAUAAAAUUAUAGAAUCCAAAUGAAAGAAAUAAUGACGAAGGAAAUAUUAAGCGAAUCCUUGGAAUUCCUUUUUGUAGUUAGAAUUUUAAUAAAUAUAUGUAAAAUAAAUGUAAAACGAAAGUUGCAAGUGAAAUUUUGCGCUAACUUUCGUUCGUAAUGGAUUAAGUUAAGAAUGAAUAAUGCAUUAAUAAGCUGAAUGGUAAUUAUAAUAAGCUGAAACUUGAAUAAACGGUUGUAAUUUCUUAACUUCACUUAGCUGCUUUGGUCGUCGUUUUUGUUUUUUUAUUUUCUACGUAUUAUUGAGAAACUUUAUUUAUUAGUAUUAAUUAUUAUUGUUAAUUUAAUUAUUAUUGAUGUUUGUAAUUAUCUGUUUUGUGAUAAGCUGAGAAAUUCUUUUAUUAUUAAUAUAUUUUUAUUUAUGUAUCUCUGAAUCAUGUAUGAAUGUACUGGUAUUGAACUUAAGGCGACACGUUUCUAAAAAAGGAAAUCUCAUCCGUUAGUUGCAAUUUCGCUCGACUGCAUCGACCCGUUAAAAGCGUCGGAGAUGGAGCGUAAAUAGUGCAUGGUCCAACAACCCUGAAAUUAUGGCUUCCAGUAUGAUUGAUAUAGUUUCAACACGUUUGCAAGAAGUGUAUGCAAAAUGGAACCGCAGAACGGAGAUAAAGCGAAACCCAGAAUCGGAUACAGUUCGGUUUUCGACAAAGGAACUUCGGCGAACUGGUCAACAAAUGUAUAAAAAAAAGUUACAAGAUAAAGAACAAGCAAGAAAAGUUCGGGAAAGUUCUUUAUUUCAAAUCAAGGAGACUGAACCAUUAAUCCCUACUGUCACAGAAAGCUCUUUAUUUCUACACUAUUGCUGCAACAGUUGCACUCCAUCAUCUAGAAAUUCAUUAGUAAAUACUGUUAGUAAGCAAUAUGCGCCUUUUGGUACAAAUGUCCUAUUAAUGGAGUCACAUCAAUCGCUAUUCCAUAGAAUAUUACCUCGUGCGAUACGCGUUUGUUCUUUUAAAGAACACGAUUAUUCAAGGGAAUCAAUUCUAGAAAGUGACAAUUUAAAAGAAGCAACAAAACUGGUUGCUUCUGAAAUAAUUAAGGAUGAGGGUUGUAGUGAAACAGUUGCCCUGGAAAAAGCAAAAGAGAGAGCCAAGACCAUACUAACACAAAUGGAAAGCAAACCAAACAAUCUUUUCAUUAGAAUUACAUCAUGGAUUACUUAUGUACUGUUACCAUGUUUUAUGCAGUCUGUUAUAAUAUUACCAUCUCAAAUAGAAAUGUUAAAAAAAGCAAAUGAGACUGGUCUUCCUGUGAUAUUACUUCCUUUACAUCGUAGUCAUAUGGAUUAUUCUAUAAUUACCUUCCUUCAUGUAAUGUAUGGUAUUAAAUGUCCAUUAAUUGCAGCUGGGGAUAAUUUAAAAAUGCCAUUUUUUGGGAAGCUUUUGCAAGGUUUGGGCGCAUUCUUUAUAAAACGUCGAAUUGAUCCUGUCAUAGGCCGCAAAGAUAUUCUUUAUCGUGCCAUUCUUCAGACAUACAUACUGCAAAAAUUAAAAGAAGGUCAUAUUAUAGAAUUCUUUUUAGAAGGUACACGUACAAGAACUGGUAAACCAUGCAUGCCAAAAGGUGGCAUUUUGAGUGUCAUUCUUGAUGCAUACAUGGAGGGAAUUAUUGAAGAUGCAAUGAUAGUACCUGUUGUACCAAAUUAUGAACGUCUUAUUGAUGGAAAUUUUGUUCAAGAGCAUCUAGGUCAACCAAAGAGGAAAGAAACAUUUAUAUCUACAAUGAAAGCCAUGUUUUCUACUUUAUUAACAAAUUAUGGAAUUAUGAAAAUUGAUAUUUGUCAACCCUUUUCACUUAAGGAAAUGUUAAAGUCUUUCCAAAAUCAAUCAAAAUUGAAUGGAGUAAAAAUAUCUCCUGCUGAAAAGCCUUUAAAGUCGACAGUAUCUAGCUCAUCGUUAUAUGGUACAGAUGUAGUUGCAGAAGAAUACCGUCAACUGGUUGACAGUCUUGCACGGCAUGUUGUAUAUAAUUGUAGUGAUGCAAUGCCAAUAAUGUCGACUAACGUUGUUGCGUUCAUCCUUCUAUAUAUAUUUCGAGAUGGUUGUACCUUGGAUGAAUUAGUUGAAGCAUUUGAUUUCAUAAGACACCAGUUAGAAAGUCAUACUAAAAACAUUGCAUUUUGUGGAGAAAAUAUUGAUAUCAUAAAUCAUGCUUUAGACAUCUUAGGUCCAGAUUUAGUAAAACUACAAAAUCAAGAAAUUAUAGAAACAGCUGAUAGUCAGCUAACUCAAUCAAAUUUCGUUACCGUAAUCCGUCCUAUGUCGUUUCUACCAAAUGUAAUCGAACUAUCUUAUUAUAGUAAUACAGUGGUAACAUGUUUUGCUGUGGAUAGCAUAGUAGUAACAGCUUUGUAUGCAAUACAAUCACAAAUGAAUGAUCCUAUAGCUCUUGCUCAAAACAAUAUCAUAGUGUCUCAAGAUCUUUUGGUAGAAAAAUCACUUAAACUUUGUGAUAUUUUUAAAUACGAAUUUAUUUUCUGCAAGCCAUGUCAGGAAUUAGAACGCGUUAUUAUAGACACUGUAGUAAAUCUCUCACAUAAAGAGAUUAUUAUUUUACAAGAAGAAUCUUAUUUAGAAGAGGAACUAUGGAGUAAAAGAUUCGCAAAAAAUUUUGAUGAUAGUUCAGAUGAAGAAUAUCUUAAUAAGAAUAGCUCUAAAAGUAUUCGGUACAAAUUAAAUUUAAUAUCGGAACAUGCAAAACGUGUGGAAUAUCUUCACAUAAUGUUGCAACCUUUAGUAGAUGUUUAUACUUUUACUAUUUUGUCUCUUAAAGGAUUAGUAGGUCAAUCGCUAAGCGAGAAAGAUUUAAUUCAAAAAAUUUUAAAUGACAUAAAGGCGAAUAUAGAUCAUGGCAUAAUAAAAUACAGUGAAUGUUUAUCUAUUGAUUCAAUAAAGAAUGCCCUCAAAUUAUUUGAAAAAUGGAAUAUCUUAGAAUGUUAUCCACAAGAGAAUGUUAAAAUUUUCUACCUGAAAGAUCAAUAUGAUACAGAUUCGGCUGUAAUGAAAAUCUACGAUAUAAUAGCAGCUUUCAGAUGGACUAAAAAUACAAAUGAAAAAAAAAAGAUGAUUUUGAAUGAAUUUCUAUAAUGUACUACUUUUUUAUAUCAACGAAUAACUUGCUAUGAAAAAC